Acanthochromis polyacanthus (spiny chromis) is the source of this 763-nucleotide messenger RNA. RefSeq names its product histone H2A-like. NCBI's taxonomy places the organism in Eukaryota, Metazoa, Chordata, Actinopteri, Pomacentridae. The record is from RefSeq and is a predicted model, not a curated record. Bases 48 to 437 code for a protein of 129 amino acids. Gene Ontology annotation, molecular function: protein heterodimerization activity; structural constituent of chromatin; DNA binding. Gene Ontology annotation, cellular component: nucleosome. The transcript has a single exon.
AAGAGACGCAUUAGUUUGUACUGAGUAACAAGCUUUCACAUCGCAUCAUGUCUGGACGUGGAAAAGGUAUCGGAGGCAAGGCUAAAGCGAAGCCUAAGAGUCGCUCCUCCCGGGCAGGACUCCAGUUCCCGGUCGGUCGCGUCCACAGGCUGCUGAGGAAGGGCAACUAUGCGGAGCGUGUGGGUGCCGGCGCCCCCGUCUACCUGGCGGCUGUGCUGGAGUACCUGACUGCUGAAAUCCUGGAGCUGGCUGGAAACGCUGCCCGCGACAACAAGAAGACCCGCAUCAUCCCCCGUCACCUGCAGCUGGCUGUCCGCAACGACGAGGAGCUCAACAAGCUGCUGAGCGGAGUCACCAUCGCUCAGGGCGGCGUGCUGCCCAACAUCCAGGCGGUGCUGCUGCCUAAGAAGAGCGAGAAGACCGGCAAAGCCAAGUAAAGGAUCCACAUCCUGCAGAGAAUCAACGGCUCUUUUCAGAGCCACACACUCCCAAUGAGCGUCUGUCUGCUACUGACUGAUACAAUAAUAUUAUCACUGGUCAUAUUAACAGAUUAGCUCUACUGAUUAAAGUUAGUGUUUUAUAAGUCCGUAAAUAUAUUAUUUGCAGAAGGUAAAUAAUAUGCAGGUUAUAUCACAUGUACAUUAAGGUGAUUAAAAUAAGCUGUUUGGGUUGGGGCACUGUCUUGGUUAAAUUUUGAAGUGAUGCUUAUAUAAAGGCUGUACCACUGUCCCUUAUAUAUAACUAAUAAAAUGAAGACUUUAGA